AUGUGGCCUUGGCGCACAGCGUCUGAUAGCCGGGCAGCUGGAGCGAUAGUUAUUCUGCCCGACGGCUUUCAUCUCUCCCUCGCCGCCCGCCUCACCGUAGAGCAGGCCCUCAGGCGCGUGCUGCCUUACUGCCUCCGCGCAGCGACCACGUCACUAGCCUUCCCAUCAACGUCAGCGGCUCCCGUGUCCACGUCAACAUUAUCUAGGUCCGCGCUGUCUUGCUCUGCAGCGUCCGAGCCUCUCGAGGUCGCCCUCUCGCUACGCACCGCAACUCCCGGCUUGUUUCACGGCCCCGCGAAGAAGAGCCUUCGCUUGUCGAAGCGGUUGUGUAAGGGAUGGACGUACGUAGUCACCGCGGAGAGCGCUCUUAGCGAGGAUGAAAUCGAUAAGGAGCGAAUGAUUCGAUUCGACCGGCGCGCGUACUGGGAGGUGCUGGCGGCGGUGAAGGAGCGCGAAGCCGCCAUGGCCGUGGCACGCGGUGGCGCGAGGCGGCGACAGGUACCCGCAUCUUCCGAUCCAGGCAUUCUCUGGCCCGAUAGCCCCGACCGACGGAGCGAUCACAGCCGCGGGGGAGCAGUUGACUCGUGGCGUGCAAGUGAGGGUGAGGCGGGGAUCAACAGCGCGAGCACGCAGCAGCACGCCGCGGGGGCAGAGGUGCGAGUGGCGGCAUGGGGGGAGGCCAGGGCGGUGGAGGAGGGGGAGAGGGCGGAGGGGACGAGCGGACGGGGAGAGGGCAGAACGGAGGAGUUACAGCGAGGGCUGGAGGGAAGUGGCGCUGUUGGCACGGCAGCAGCAGAGUCGUGGGAGGGCGCAGCAGGGGAGGGCGCAGCAGGGGAGGGCGCAGCAGCGGGGGUCGCAGCAUGGGGGGGUGCAGCAAUUGGGGGCGCAGCAACGGGGGGCGCAGCAGCGGGGGCAGCGGGGGAUGCAGCAGCGGGAGAUGCAGUGGGGAGUGCAGCAGCGGGGGAUGCAGCAGCGGGGACGUGGCGGCUGCGGGGAGUGCGGUGGAGCAAGCGGUGGCGCGCGCUGGGCAGAGAGGCGGGCGGGGAGGCGGGUGGGGAGGUGGCAGUGCGAGCGGCGUUGGAGGUGACGCGGGGUGGUGAGAUGCUGGGAGAGAUGCCGGGAGAGCAGGCAGCGGCCACGGGAGGGCAGGGAGGCGAGCAGCAGGCGCAGGAGGGUCAAGGUGGUGCUGCUGUGGGCGGCAGUGGGGUGGCGGGCAGUGACGGAGGCACGGAAGCAAAUGCGGGUCGAAUGUCCCUGGCCUUUGCGGCCCUGGGGUGGGGUGGUGGGCGCGGCGAGGAGGAGAAGGAGACGAUGGUGCAGAUGGGGAGUGGAGAUGCAGGGAGGGAUGUGGCGAGGGUGGCGCGCAUGGACGUCAGUUUGGAGUCCACGAGUGCUGCCCUGCAGAGCGGCAUGCAGUGGAUCGAGGAAACCACUCGCCGCUCCCUUGUCAGCGGCCGUCUCAUUGGCCCUUGCAAUGGCCCUCGCAGCCUGAGCGGACCUCUGGUGCAGGCGGGCAGCGGGCCACUGGGAGCUCGGCUCAGGAGCCCCUCAGGCAGGCUGCGCAGCGUGCUGCUGCGGCACUGGGGCAGCGGGCCCUUGACCCGCCAAGGCAACUGGCGCUACAACCGGCCAGGCAGCGGGCCUCUGAGCCACCAGGGCAGCGGCCCUUUGAGCCAGAGCAGCGGGUGCUACAACCAUACAGGCAGCGGUAUGGGCAGUGGGCCUUUGAGCCACCAGAGCAGUGGGCCAUUGAGUCAGAGCAGCGGGUGCUACAGCGGGGCGGGCAGUGGGCCUCUGGGGGAGCUGUUCAGUGGCAGUCUGAGCCAGCCGUCCCACGAGGCGUUCCGCCUGGCAGCGCAGUGGGAAGAGAGGCCUCUAGACCCCUUGGACUUCUUGAGCCCUCUGGCAGGAGGCGGGAGCGAGGCUGGUGUGCUUGGCGCUUUCAAUGGCGCAUGGGGUGGGCUUAGACGAGGCGAUGCGAGUGGCGGCUGGAUGGAGGACGUGUUUGGGGGGCUGGUGGGCGAGCGGAGGGCGAUGGGCUGGAGGCAGCCGCUGGUUGAAGUGAAUUGUGCGGUGGGUUCAAGGGAUGAGAGCAAUCAGCAGCAGCAGCAGCACCCAUCGAUUGUUGUGGGAGACUCACAGAAGAGCUUGUCUCCUGGGAGUUGUAUUGCUGGGAUGGCAAUGGGCGCUGGGUCAAGUGUGACAGGAAGGGCAUCUUUCGGGGAGGGGGGAACUGCAGCGUCAAGCGCACAUGGGGAGAACAGUUCAGAGAUGUUUGAGUCUGCUACUAGCGAAGAUGAGGAGUUCUUUGAUGCACAGGCGAGGCGGAUGUCCUGGGGGAGCGAAGGGAUUGAAUGGAUGGAAGCGGUUGACGGGAUGGCAGGAAUCGAGGAGGGCGAAGAGCGCUGGGGGGAAAGGGGGAUGAUGCAGCAGGCGGGGGCAGCAGUGGAUGGAUUGGAGGAGCAGGAGGUGUGCAGCUGGGAAGGUGAUGGGUUGAAUGCUCGUCCUCAGCCGUGUCAUGCAAGCUCACAAGGGCUAGGAGUUGGGAGAGUGUUGGGAGAGGGCUUGAGGGAGAACAGCGAUGAUCAGGGAAAUGCAAUCGGAGGCGACGAGGAGAGGGUGGGGAGGUGUGAGGGGAAGACGGAGAAGCAAACGUGGGAGGAGAUUUUGGAUGCGACAGUGGCCAUGGGACAGUGCGAUGGGAAGGAGGAGCCGGCUGUUGAGGAGGCUCCAAACAACAUGUUCCUGACGCUGCUGCAGGCUGGCAGUGAGGAUCAGCACAUGGAGGCCCGAGAGUGGGGCGCGGAGAGCAUUGGCGUUGAGGACGGAGGAGAUGUGAGAGAAGAGGAAGAGAGGACUGCAAGGAGUGGGCAACGAAUGGGAACGGUGAGUGGUGAGCAGCAAUUGGAAGCGGUGGAUGGAGAGGAAGAGGGGAGAGAUGAUGAAGAGGAGAAUUUUAAUCAUGAGGAACCAGGGGAGACGGGGGAGGGCAAAAACGGGGAGGAGGAGGAGGAGGAGGAGGAGGAGGAGGAGGAGGAGGAGGAGGAGGAGGAGGAGGAGGAGGAGGAGGAGGAGGAAGAGGAGGAGGAACAAGUGGAAGAAGAAGAGGAGGACCAAGUGGAAGAGGAAGAGGAGGGAGAAGAGGAGGAAGAAGAGGAGGAGGAAGAGGAAGAGGAGGAGGAGGAAGAGGAGGGGGAAGAGGAAGAGGAGGGGGAAGAGGAAGAGGAGGGGGAAGAGGAAGAGGAGGGGGAAGAAGAAGAGGAAGAAGAGGAAGAGGAGGAGAAUGACGAGGAGGGAGAAGACGAAGCAGAUGAGGAAGAAGAUGAGGAGGAGGACGAGGAGGGAGAAGAGGAGGAUGAGGAAGGGGAGGAUGACAAGGGAGCAGGUGACGACCAGAGUACAAAGCUUGAAACUGCCAACGGCAUGUCCUUGGUCCUGGAGCCGUCUUUAAGGAGUGAGUGGGAUGAGAGUGAGGACGAUGAGAGCCUGCAAGCACUCGAGGUAGCAGCCAGGUGUGCAGCUUAUGAGGCAACCUUUAGGCUCAAGGUGCAGCAGGCACAGCAUGAUGCCAGUGAUUGCAAAUUCACCUCAUUCGCGCCAGCUAGUGCAAGAUCAGCAGGCGUGCUGGUGAAAGGGUGCUGUGAUGAAGAAGGUGAGGGGGAAGAGGAGUCUGGCACUGGAAAGGGGGUUGAGCCAGGAAGGGGAGGUCGUCAGGAACUGUCGGAUUCAGAGUCGGGCAAAAAUACGAGCUCGGGUUCCUCAUCUGAUCAGAGUGAGGGACACACUUCAGAGGUUUCAGAUCUCUCUGGAGAGCAGGCUGACACUGAAAGCACUGCAGAUGAGGUGGAGGAGGACGAGCUGGAAAUGGCUUUCUUGUUCCGCCAGUUGCGGCUGUUUCAUGCAAGCCCAAGGCCGACACCGACCAUGAAGCAGAGCCAUUGGUCGAUCUGGGAAAAGGAUGAGCUGCCUUGGCGACCAGAGCUCCCAAUGAUAAUGGAAGUGCCUGGACUUGAAGCCCUUUGCGUUGUUGCAGAGCAAAAGCAGCAGUGA
Molecule: messenger RNA, 4050 nt
Organism: Closterium sp. Naga37s-1
Lineage: Eukaryota; Viridiplantae; Streptophyta; Zygnematophyceae; Desmidiales; Closteriaceae
Source: the annotation of a GenBank genome assembly